UAGUUUAUCGAAGAAACACAAACACACGUUUAUAAAUAUUUAUCGGGAGGCGUGUUUUCAAAUAUAGACGAUAAAGCCUCACAGUGACAGUUUUCAUAGCGAGGUCAUCAUCCCUCCGCGAACACAGGAAGGAAGUAGUUCCGGUAGAUAAGACGGAUCACUUUAAGGUCGCGAUCCAGAGCGCAUCAGUCACGGCCGACCGUCUUUACACACAGGACAUUACCCAUCUCUUCCAGCAUGCCUCACACUAAAGCUCAGGAUAUGGGCUCUGCCUUCAUCCAAACUCAGCAGCUCAAUGCUGCCAUGGCCGACACCUUCCUGGAGCACUUGUGUCUUCUGGACAUUGACUCUGAGCCCACCAUUGCCCGCAACACUGGAAUCAUCUGCACCAUUGGUCCAGCUUCGCGUUCUGUGGACAUGCUGAAGGAGAUGAUCAAGUCUGGCAUGAACAUUGCCCGUAUGAACUUCUCUCAUGGUUCGCAUGAGUACCACGGUCAAACUAUUAGAAACGUGCGUGAGGCUUGUGCAAGCUUCCAGCCAGGCAGUAUCCAGUACAGGCCAGUGGGUAUUGCCUUGGACACUAAGGGACCUGAAAUCAGGACUGGUCUCAUCAAAGGGAGUGGCACAGCUGAGGUUGAGCUGAAGAAAGGAAAUAAGAUCAGAGUGACUCUAGAUGAUGAUUUCAUGGAGAACUGUGAUGAGGAUAACCUCUGGCUGGACUACAAGAACAUCCCAAAUGUGGUGCAAGUGGGCAGUAAGGUGUACAUCGAUGACGGGCUUAUCUCCCUCCAAGUAUUGGAGAUUGGCUCUGACUAUCUCGUGUGCGAGAUUGAGAAUGGAGGUUCUCUAGGCAGCAAGAAGGGUGUGAAUCUGCCUGGGGCUGCAGUCGACUUGCCUGCUGUGUCAGAGAAGGACAUCAAAGAUCUGCAGUUUGGUGUGGAGAUGGGAGUGGACAUGAUCUUUGCCUCUUUUAUCCGCAAAGCAGCCGACGUGGAUGAGGUCCGUAAGGUGUUGGGAGAAAAGGGCAAGAACAUAAAGAUUAUCAGCAAACUGGAGAACCAUGAGGGUGUGCGCAGGUUUGAUGAGAUCAUGGAGGCCAGUGAUGGCAUCAUGGUUGCCCGUGGUGACCUGGGUAUCGAAAUCCCGACAGAAAAGGUGUUCCUGGCCCAAAAGAUGAUGAUUGGUCGCUGCAACAAAGCCGGAAAGCCAAUCAUCUGUGCCACACAGAUGUUGGAGAGCAUGAUUAAGAAGCCUCGCCCUACACGUGCAGAGGGCAGCGAUGUGGCCAACGCAGUUUUGGACGGAGCUGACUGCAUCAUGCUUAGUGGAGAGACUGCAAAGGGAGACUAUCCUCUCGAGGCAGUGCGCACCCAGCAUAUGAUUGCUCGUGAGGCAGAGGCGGCCAUGUUCCACCGGCAGGUAUUUGAGGAUCUGCGGCGUUGUACGCCCCACUCUACCGACCCCGCCGAGGCCAUCGCCAUCGGUGCCGUGGAGGCCUCCUAUAAAAUCCUGGCCUCUGCGUUUAUAGUCCUCACUGGGUCUGGCAGGUCUGCUCACCUGAUCUCACGUUACCGCCCUCGUGCCCCAAUCAUAGCUGUGACCCGUAACGAGCAGACAGCACGUCAGGCUCACCUGUACCGUGGUAUCUUCCCCAUAUUCUACAACGCAGCAGCUCAUGAUGUGUGGGCUGAUGAUGUGGACCUGCGAGUCAAUUUCGCAAUGGAAGUUGGUAAGGCUCGCGGAUUCUUCAAAACCGGUGAUGUUGCCAUUGUCCUGACUGGUUGGCGCCCGGGAUCUGGUUACACCAAUACCAUGCGUGUCGUUCCUGUGCCGUAAAAGUUAUGAGGCUGAAUCACACUAUUCACUCUUCUGUUGUUCAUCCAUCGCUCUGCUUCUGCCCCUCCCCGACUCCAUUUUUUCAGACCUAUGUGGUGACCCCAGUCAAAUUACUGAAGCCUGGCUUCUCUCACACAGGCCAGUGGACCAUCAUCACUUGGACAUUUUCUUCUCACCCGAUUGGUUGUUCUCACUUUAUAUUUACUUUCUAGUCUCAACGGCACAUUUGCCAACUAUAGUUUAGUGUUUAUCAGCAGAAAUUAAACCAGAAAUGUUUUGUCUGUAUGCCCGUUUAAGCACAGAGAUGGGUAGAGAACAGCGAUUGUACUAUACUAACCAUUCCUUGUCUAGAAUGCACACAGAACAAACAGCAGCUUCGUUCAAUUCUUAAAUUGCAUCCAUAAUGGUUCCGACAACACCAGAUUUCCUGUACGUUUUUGUGGCGUUACUCUGUUUGCUUUAUUUUGCACAGUGUUCACACUCCCAAAUGUUACACUGUUAUACUUAAUCAUGAGUGAGUCCCCCCCCAAUAUAAAUGUAUUUUUGACUAACCCAAGAGAGCGUAAAUGUUGGUAUGCGCACGUUAGUUCAACUAAGUAAAGAAUGGCUGAAUUUUGUUUCAGGAAACAAAAUGGGUGAUUGCUGUUGCACUUGUUCCUGUUUGCCUCUCCAGUAUGUAUGUGUGUGUGUGUAUUUAGGUCUACCUGCUUUGUCGCUAGGUGCAAGAUGUGAUCUAAAAACUGUAGUAUCAAUUUGUUGUCAUUCAAGACUGAAAUAAUAAAGGAGUUAAGCACC
This is a messenger RNA of Xyrauchen texanus (razorback sucker), 2631 nucleotides long. It is a transcript of the gene pkma, whose product is annotated as pyruvate kinase M1/2a. The transcript is spliced from 11 exons. The coding region runs from base 238 to 1836 and encodes 532 amino acids. Lineage: Eukaryota; Metazoa; Chordata; Actinopteri; Cypriniformes; Catostomidae. Gene Ontology annotation, biological process: glycolytic process. The record is from RefSeq and is a predicted model, not a curated record. Gene Ontology annotation, molecular function: magnesium ion binding; potassium ion binding; pyruvate kinase activity. Gene Ontology annotation, cellular component: cytoplasm.